This is a messenger RNA of Lactuca virosa, 1359 nucleotides long. The record is from the annotation of a GenBank genome assembly. NCBI's taxonomy places the organism in Eukaryota, Viridiplantae, Streptophyta, Magnoliopsida, Asterales, Asteraceae.
CUUAGUUUGGCAAUCUCACAAGAUCCCCCUUUCUGUCAUUUUUCGUUCAAAGCAAACCAAAAACUUCAUUGUUAAAACUUCAAGUUCAUAUAGGCCUAACUGAAUUCCACAUUUCUUUAGCGUUUAGAAGGAGUUAUAACCCUCUAAUCGGUGGUGCUUCAUACCCCAGAAGAACCCUCCAACAAUAGUUGUGCAGGCAUAUACUCAAACUUGCAUGUUUCCAUAAAUGGCAACACAUUCAUUUGUUUCUUGUUCUUGCUAUGUAGCCUUCUUUUUCUUGACGAUCUCUAAAGGGAUGGAUCUGGUGACUGCAGCGCAAGCUUCCAUCCCUUGAUAUAUUCACAAUCAGAUCGGAUUCCCAAGUCAUGAAAAAGGAAUAUUGGGAAGUACAUUCACUUUUAAAAAUAGGUGUGAUUACAUGGUAUGGCCCGGGAUAUUAUCAAGUGCGGGCAGUACACCAUUGGAUAGCACGGGGUUCGAACUCAGCCCGGGUGAGUCACGGUCCUUACAAGCCUCACCCGGUUGGUCCGGCCGAUUUUGGGGUAGAACCGGUUGCACCUUUGACUCAAAUGGUCAAGGAAGUUGUGCAACCGCUGACUGUGGCUCCAAUCAAAUGUCAUGUAAUGGGGCCGGAGCGACCCCACCUGCAACCCUAGCCGAGUUCACAAUCGGAUCACUGUCAGUAUCAGGAUCAGUGUCAGGGUCAAGCACACUGGAUUUCUAUGAUGUAAGCCUAGUGGAUGGAUACAAUUUACCUAUGGCGGUUGAUGCUAGUGGCGGAUCGGGUGCAUGUGGUACCACAGGGUGUGUGACCGAUUUAAACCGAAUGUGUCCACCCGAAUUAAGAGUAGGAAAUGGACAAGCUUGCAAAAGCGCUUGUGAGGCUUUUGGGAAUGAGGAAUAUUGUUGUAGCGGAUCAUUUGGAUCACCAGAUACUUGUCGCCCAUCAGUGUAUUCCGAGAUGUUUAAAUCGGCAUGUCCAAGAUCGUAUAGCUAUGCGUAUGAUGAUGCCACUAGUACGUUUACAUGCACGGGAGCGGAUUAUACAAUCACGUUUUGCCCCACAUCAACAAGUCGAAAGUCUUCAACCGAUCCAUCAACCGGAACAACAACAAAUUCACCACCGAUGAUUCCAAGAGCACCCGUUCUCGAAGAUGACCCAAACGGUUCAUCAUGGCUGCCAAGUUUCACCAUUGGAGGAUCAACAAGACAAAUUCCCGAUAAUGCCCUUGUAUUGACACUAAUUUCUUUUAUUGUCCUUCAUUUUUUCCAAUUAUAAAAAAGAAAAAAAAAUGAAUUGUAAUCAUAUGAGCAAUUUUGUAUAGAGAAGUUCUACAAUUGCUUGACCACAUUCAGGAA